AUGGAGGAGGUCCCUGAUGCGAUCGACGAGGCUAAGGCAGAACUUGGAAUCGACAAGCACACUCGGGAUAUGUUCCCUGACGUGCUCAGGAUAGAGAUCACGGCCCCAAACGUCCCAAAUCUAACCUUGGUGGACCUCCCUGGUCUCUAUAACAACGAGAGCCAGCGCCAGUCGUUAGAAGGCAAGCGUGUCGCCUUUAAGCUGGCGGAAAAGUACAUGGGCCAAAAGAGAAGCAUCAUCCUGGCGGUCGUUUCUGCCGCCGGGAAUGUUGUCAUGGAUCAGGCCAUCACCUUAGCGAAGAAGAAGACGGUUGAUCCUACUUUGUCGCGGGUCCUUGGUAUCAUCACUCAGCUGGAUGUAAUUGACCGUAACCAGGCUGGUCCGUGGCAAAAUUACUCACCUGGGAAUAAGGGCAUCGGAACCCUGCAUAAGAAGCUGAUCAAAAUUUCACGAGAACAUAUUUCCGAAUCGUUGCCCCGGGUUGUUUUAGACAUCGAGGCUGCCAUCGCGCAAAGGGCUGUCGCUAUCGACUCGCUAGGGGCUUCGCGUAACGAUGUGUCGGAUGUCCAAUUUGACCACCAACCCCUUGGCACCGGGAACUUGCACGUUAGGAAGUUCCGCGCGUUUAUUCGUGAGAUAAACCGGGCAUUUAGCACAAUCAUGCUUUCUAAGGGACAUAAAUUCGCCAUCCAAUGGGAUAACGGGCAGUCUAUGGUGAGCGGAUACGAGUCCCCUCUACGACCCGAUAUCGACCCCCUCAUACGGCAAUACUAUGCAGAGCUCAAAGAUCCCGAGAGUAUUUCAGAGUCUGCGGUAAAGCAACGCUGGUCUUCUAAGAUCGAAAAGUUGGAAAGCGCGCUCAAAGAAGAAUCUGAAGAAGUGCGCAGGUUUAUAGACACGGGUAAGAGCAAGAGGGAAGCGAUACUAGACAACCCGGAAUACGGUCGAGAAUACGUCACGUACCUCAAAAGCGAACUUGCUAUGCGUGGCAAUUCUCUUACCAAAGAAAGUAGCGAUUUUGCACUCGAAAAGACCAUCGAUAACAUGAUAGUAUAUUAUGAGCAUCAUCGAACGAUUUUCAUAGAAAACUUGAUAAUUCUUGCUGCGGAGAAGCAACUAAUCCGCGAUAUUCCAACGAUUCUAGACUGGAAAUCAUUCGACCGGAUGGAUGAAUCUACUCUGAGGGCGCUCGCUGGAGAGGCGCCAGAGGUCCAAAGAGAAAGGGACCAAUUGAUUAUAGAGAAGGAGGAGCUCGAGAAGGGGCUUGAACUUUGCCAAAAAUACUUUAGACAGAGUCAAGGCUCCCACCACAUUACCCCGAAGGUGUUGGCUACCGGCACCGCUGAUUUCAAGUAUUUCUGGGAGCUACAGCCAGUGAAUAGGUCAAUAUCAGGGGAUGGGGAUACCUUCCCCGAUCAUACGCAGGGGAUUCAAACAUCUGGGACAUUUGAAGGAUCCGACCCCGUCAUCAACAUAUUCGACACAAAGGCCGUGAUAAACGCAACCACUAAGGAAUGGUUCCUCUACUGGCACCUCUUCAUAACUUAUAACUGCACUCCAGCUGCCGAGGGGGCAGACGAUACUAGUCCUACGCUCGCCGAGGAAAUACCUCGUGCUAUGGGUGCUUUUAACCUAUACUUCGAUGAUGAAGGGAAACUGCCAGAUAUUUACACCCCCUCUAGUAGCAAAGGCGAAGACACUAACUACUGGAGAAAUUGGACGCUGUAUGAAGAUGUUAAUGCCCUCUUGCAAUGUAACCGCCCACCUAAGAUCGUCAACCUUGCUAUCAGUCUCGCCGAAUUGAGCGACCCUAUUAAAAGGCUGGCGAGGGCCUUCGUUUCACAUCAAGAAGAGAACUUUGAUCCAAUAGCUAAAUGGAACCGAGAGGGUGGUUUCGGGGGAGACAUGAUAUAUGAGGUUGAUUUGCAAGUGGGACGGGCAGACACCGACAGAGAUGUCAGCACGCCUCAGCUCAUCACUUCGGCUCGGGACCUUUAG
Molecule: messenger RNA, 1998 nt
Organism: Parascedosporium putredinis
Lineage: Eukaryota; Fungi; Ascomycota; Sordariomycetes; Microascales; Microascaceae
Source: the annotation of a GenBank genome assembly